GCUCACCUGUAACAUCACUCAGGUGUGUGUCCAGAUCCACAGACAGGAGAAGCGGCUCCUCUUCCUCUCAGGGCUUUCAAAGAGCAGCAGAAGCCGUUUUCUGAGCGUCUGGGAUUUACGCGAGGAAGAGGACGAUGCUUCCUCAUCUCAGGAAACGCGAGUUAAUCCGUCAGUUUUAGAGACACUUCCUUGGGUGUGGCUUUGGUCUAUGAACAAACGAACCGCACCGAAUGUGAUUUGCAUGCCUCAUCUCAACAUGGAUGCACCCCUUCAGGACUCUCACUGCCAUUUCUCCAGAAGCAGCAAGUACUGUGCGCCCCCUGGUGGUUACAGAGGGAACAACGUUCACGGCGAUCGCACAUUGCCGGUGUUUUUAUACCCAACCCACGUUGAUCAGCGAGUCUACGAUAGAUCCUACUGUGGGGGUGCAUCGCUGCUCUCGUACCUGCCGCCGUUCCACGGUAGCUUUGGCAUUUACGAAUGUCCCUACGAGCCCGCCUUCAUCCAGAAACGCAACGAACGGGAACGCCAGCGCGUGAAGUGCGUUAACCAGGGGUACGCCAAACUACGCGACCACCUGCCUAACGGGACCACGGAAAAACGGCUGAGCAAAGUGGAGACGCUGCGCGCGGCUAUACGCUACAUCAAGUACCUGCAGGAUCUGGUGGAGAACGCGGGUACAACGGAGACGAACGGAGGAGCGUCGCCACUUUCCGAAUCGUCUUCUGAGGAGUCUGUCGGGAGUUAAAGAUGUACCGAAGACACUGUUCAUGUGACUUUAAUCCUGCGCCACUAAAACGUUGUUGAUUAUCAGAUAUUAGCACGUGUUUUAAUGAUGCAAUAGCACAGUUUGUAAUUCAGAAAAGAGCAGCGAUCCAGAAAAUGUGCUAAUAAUUACAGAAGUUUUUUUUAUAAGGGUCACAUGAUGCUAUUUUGAGUUUGUUUUUAGAGUGUGCAUACACUACCAUUCAAAACGUUUGGGAUCAGAACGAUUUUUAAUGUUUUUUACACAAGU
This is a messenger RNA of Carassius auratus (goldfish), 1015 nucleotides long. RefSeq names its product achaete-scute homolog 5-like. Gene Ontology annotation, molecular function: protein dimerization activity; RNA polymerase II transcription regulatory region sequence-specific DNA binding; DNA-binding transcription factor activity, RNA polymerase II-specific. Gene Ontology annotation, biological process: developmental process; regulation of transcription by RNA polymerase II. Bases 209 to 748 code for a protein of 179 amino acids. The record is from RefSeq and is a predicted model, not a curated record. The transcript has 2 exons. NCBI's taxonomy places the organism in Eukaryota, Metazoa, Chordata, Actinopteri, Cypriniformes, Cyprinidae.